Molecule: messenger RNA, 1790 nt
Organism: Aspergillus heteromorphus CBS 117.55
Lineage: Eukaryota; Fungi; Ascomycota; Eurotiomycetes; Eurotiales; Aspergillaceae
Product: anaphase promoting complex subunit DOC1
Exons: 4
Coding region: 92-1639 (515 amino acids)
Biological process (GO): anaphase-promoting complex-dependent catabolic process; protein K11-linked ubiquitination
Cellular component (GO): anaphase-promoting complex
Source: RefSeq, a predicted model, not a curated record
GUCCGGUUAACAGCCACCCAUUCACUCUCCAAAUACCCCCUACCCCUACCAACAAACCAACCCACCACAACCAGCUACACCCACCGCCAAAAUGCCCCACCACCACCUCCGCCGCAACCCCGACCCAUCCCCAUACCCAUACCCAUCUACUUCCUCGCCCUCCGACCCAAACCACCCACACCACUCGCACUCGCACUCGCACUCCCAAACAAGCACACACCCAAACCCAAACGCCUUCCUCACCCCUCCCACAACCCGCGACCCCGGCACGGGCACGGGCAUCGGAACCGGAAGCCUGAACAUGGGAAUGGGAAUGGGCAUCCCGCAACUCCACCCGUCGUCCGGGCCAAUCGACCCCGACCAUCCGCUACAUAGCGGACAUUCGCAAUACAGCUAUGGCCAUGGCCAGAGCAAUAACCAUGGACGCGGACGACACUACGCGCAGCCGCAGCCGCCGCAGCAGCAACACCGACACCGACACCAGCGCCAACACUCUGGUUCUGGGUCUGGGUCUGGGACCGGCUCCGGGUCCGGGGGAAGAACUGGGGCUAGUGCGGCGCUGUUUUCGUUGUUUGGGAGGGGGGUGCAUGGGCGGGAGGGGGAGUUAUCGGCGGUUUGGGUCGCGGGUGAGGAGUCAGGGUCAGACUCAGGGGCAGGCUCAGCAGGCGAGGGGGAGGGGGAGGGGGAGGGGCAGUAUGGGGAGGAUGAUACGGAGGAGGAGGAGGAUAUGGAGGGUGAUGUGGAGGGAGGGGACGUGGAAGGAAUGGUUGAGGUGGAUCCAGGAGUUGAGAACGAAGAGGUAGACGAGGAAGGCGAAGAAGAUGAAGAAGAAGAGGAAGAAGAAGAAGAGGAGGAGGAGGAGGAGGAGGAGGAGGACGAAGACGAAGACGAAGACGAAGUAAUAUCCGACUCGGAGAUCCUGAACGAGCGCGGUAUAAAAAUCCCCCCUCUCCCCUCCACCCACCGCGAAAUCUCCGCCCUGGCCUCCUGGACCGUGAGCACCCACAAACCCGGCUGCGGCGUCUCAGCCCUCCGCCACCCCUCACCGACGCAAUACUGGCAGUCCGACGGCCCGCAGCCACACACCCUCACACUACACUUCUUCAAGCUGGUCGCCAUCGUGCGCAUCCGCGUGUACCUCGACUUCGAGAUGGACGAGAGCUACACGCCGACCAAGAUGACGUUUCUGGCGGGCAUGGGCGGGAAUGAUCUGGUGGAGUUUGCGUGUUGGGAGGGGGAGAGUCCCGGGGGGUGGGUGGAUGGAAGAAGCGACAUACACCUGGGCGUCCUAGCAGACUCCGACUCCGACUCCGACGAAGAAGAAGAAGAAGAGGAUGAUAUAUCCGACCCCUACGCCAACAACGUCCUCAAAGCAAUGGUCGUGCAGAUGCGCGUGAUCGAGAACCACCAGAACGGGAAAGACACGCACGUGCGCGGGUUCCAGGUGUUUGCGCGCGACGACGAGCGCAAGAGGGCCGGCAAUGCGCCGUCGGCGUCGGCGGAUGGCCGCGUGAGGAGACAUAGCGCCAGGAGGUCGUUGAGGGGAAGUACCCAUGACGAGAUGGAGGAGCGGGAGAGGGCCAAGGUGGUUACGAGUCUGGAGGAGCCGGAUUGGAUGGGGGAGCCUGUUAUACGGUGAUUCUCUUUCUUUUUCCCCUCCCCUUACUUUCUUUCUUUCUUUCUGUCUUCUGUGUGGAUUUGCGAGGGAUAGGGAUGAGGAUGGGGAUGAGGGUUCUCUCUCUCUCUCUCUCUCUCUCUCUCUCUCUCUCUCUCUUUUUUUUUUUUUUUUU